Penicillium salamii is the source of this 1428-nucleotide messenger RNA. NCBI's taxonomy places the organism in Eukaryota, Fungi, Ascomycota, Eurotiomycetes, Eurotiales, Aspergillaceae. The record is from the annotation of a GenBank genome assembly.
AUGGGUUCCGUCGAGAAAUCUACCUUGCCUCCCGAUUUUGUGUGGGGAUUCGCCACAGCCGCAUAUCAAAUUGAAGGAGCCGUCAACGAAGAUGGCCGUGGUCCGUCAAUUUGGGAUACCUUUUGCAAGAUCCCCGGCAAGAUCGCUGGUGGGGGUUCUGGGGAGGUGGCCUGCGACUCGUACCAUCGAACCCACGAGGAUAUUGCCCUGUUGAAAGAAUGCGGUGCUUCCGCCUAUCGAUUCUCUCUAUCAUGGUCCCGCAUCAUUCCUCUCGGUGGUCGCAACGACCCGAUCAACGAGAAAGGCUUGCAGUUCUAUACCAAGUUUGUCGAUGAUUUGAUCGCAGCAGGGAUUACCCCAAUGGUCACACUGUUCCAUUGGGAUCUUCCCGACGAACUCGAUAAGAGGUACGGUGGACUCCUGAAUAAGGAGGAAUUCGUUGCCGAUUUCGCAAACUAUGCCCGGGUGGUCUUUGAAGCAUUUGGUUCCAAGGUUAAAUACUGGAUCACUUUCAAUGAGCCCUGGUGUAGCAGCGUGUUGGGAUAUAACACGGGAUCCUUUGCUCCUGGUCACACGAGCGAUCGCACCAAGAGCCCGGUGGGAGAUGGAUCGACAGAACCAUGGAUAGUUGGCCAUAGCCUGCUCGUUGCGCAUGGAGCUGCGGUGAAGAUAUAUCGUGAUGAGUUCAAAGAACGAGAUGGAGGUGAAAUUGGCAUCACGCUCAAUGGCGACUGGGCUGAGCCGUGGGACCCGGAAAACCCAGCAGACGUGGAAGCCUGCGAUCGAAAAAUCGAAUUCGCCAUCUCGUGGUUUGCAGACCCAAUAUACCAUGGCAAGUAUCCUGACAGUAUGGUCAAGCAACUGGGUUCUCGCUUGCCAUCCUGGAGCGCAGAGGACAUUGCGCUAGUGCAUGGCAGUAACGACUUCUACGGGAUGAACCAUUACUGCGCGAACUUCAUCCGCGCCAAGACAGGGGAGCCAGAAUUGGACGACAUCGCGGGCAAUCUGGAGCUUCUGCUUGAGGACAAGAACGGUGUUAGUGUUGGCCCUAUCACACAGUCGCCCUGGCUACGACCUUCUGCUAUUGGAUUCCGCAAGUUGCUCAAAUGGCUCAGUGAGCGAUACGGUUACCCCAAGAUUUACGUCACGGAGAACGGAACCAGUGUGCUUGGUGAGAAUGAUAUGGAGCUGGAUGAGCUGCUCAAUGAUGAGUUCCGGGUUCAAUAUUUCCGGGACUAUAUUAGCGCCAUGGCUGAUGCUUAUACGUUGGAUGGCGUCAAUGUGCGCGCUUACAUGGCUUGGAUAACUUCGAAUGGGCCGAAGGCUACGAGACUCGGUUCGGCGUCACCUUUGUUGACUACGAAAAUGGACAGAAGCGAAUCCCGAAAAAGAGCGCCAAGGAGAUUGGCCAGAUCUUUGGUCGGUUGA